GGAUGGUAGGAGUGUGGCACAGCUGCAGCCAGAGCGGUGUUCGAUCCUCCAGUAUCCUCCAGUAUCUACUGCACACCCGCUGUCAUUUACAAGCACACCGUGUCACUGAGGCAUCAUUCAGCUGCAAUAAAGCACCACGAACCAGCCGGUGGUGAAUCCACACCCAGCCAGCCACACCGACUCAGACCUGAGGUUUUACGCGGAGCACCGGAGCUCAGAGGCGGCAGAGAUGGACGAGCAGCCGCGGCUCAUGCACUCUCACGCCGGGGUGGGUAUGGGGGGACAUCCCGGUCUACCUCAGCACAUGCCGGAGGGAAGUGGAGCAGUGGACGGGGACGCGAGGAAACAGGACAUCGGAGACAUUUUACAACAGAUCAUGACCAUAACUGACCAAAGUCUGGAUGAAGCACAGGCCAGGAAGCACGCUCUGAACUGUCACCGGAUGAAGCCGGCGCUCUUUAACGUUCUGUGUGAAAUAAAGGAAAAAACAGUUCUGAGUAUCCGGGGAGCGCAGGAAGAGGAGCUUCCCGAUGCCCAGCUCAUGCGACUGGACAACAUGCUGCUGGCGGAGGGCGUGUCCGGCCCCGAGAAAGGGGGCGGCUCAGCGGCGGCUGCGGCGGCGGCGGCGGCGGCUUCGGGAGGAGCGGGACCGGAUAACUCGGUCGAACAUUCGGACUACAGAGCCAAACUCUCUCAGAUCCGUCAGAUCUACCACACCGAGCUGGAGAAAUACGAACAGGCGUGUAAUGAGUUUACCACUCACGUGAUGAACCUGUUGAGGGAGCAGUCACGCACACGACCCAUCUCGCCCAAAGAGAUCGAGCGCAUGGUCAGCAUCAUCCACCGCAAGUUCAGCUCCAUCCAGAUGCAGCUCAAACAGAGCACCUGUGAAGCAGUGAUGAUCCUGCGCUCGCGCUUCCUCGACGCCAGGAGGAAGAGGCGAAACUUCAACAAGCAAGCCACCGAAAUCCUCAACGAGUACUUUUACUCCCACCUGAGUAACCCCUACCCCAGCGAGGAGGCUAAAGAGGAGCUCGCAAAGAAAUGCUCCAUCACCGUCUCCCAGGUGUCCAACUGGUUCGGAAACAAGCGCAUCCGGUAUAAGAAGAACAUCGGUAAGUUCCAGGAGGAAGCCAAUAUGUACGCCGCCAGAACCGCCGUGAACGCCGCCAGCGUCUCAGCACACGGCAGCCAAGCCAAUUCGCCCUCCACUCCAAAUUCAGCAGGUUCUGCCGGCUCUUUUAACAUGUCCAAUUCUGGUGAUUUGUUUAUGAGUGUGCAGCCUAUGAACGGUGAUUCGUACCAGGGGGCUCAGGUGGGAGCCAACGUGCAGUCGCAGGUGGAUACCCUUCGCCAUGUUAUCAGUCAGACAGGAGGAUACAGUGAUGGCCUCACAGCCAACCAGAUGUACAGUCCGCAGGGCAUCACCGCUAACGGUGGAUGGCAGGAUGCUACUACCCCCUCCUCAGUGACCUCACCCACAGAAGGACCCGGGAGUGUUCACUCCGACACCUCCAACUGAUCCCUCCAUGGCCCUCGCUUCUCCUUCUCCUCGUUCUUCUUUUCCAUCCCUCACCGCUGCACAAAACAUGGACUUUCUGCUCCGAUUGAUUCAUCACUGUUUCACUAACACACACACACACACACACACACACACUCACACACUCACGGACAGCAUUACA
Trichomycterus rosablanca is the source of this 1682-nucleotide messenger RNA. RefSeq names its product pre-B-cell leukemia homeobox 1b (gene pbx1b). Gene Ontology annotation, molecular function: DNA-binding transcription factor activity, RNA polymerase II-specific; RNA polymerase II cis-regulatory region sequence-specific DNA binding. Lineage: Eukaryota; Metazoa; Chordata; Actinopteri; Siluriformes; Trichomycteridae. Gene Ontology annotation, cellular component: nucleus. Bases 230 to 1522 code for a protein of 430 amino acids. Gene Ontology annotation, biological process: neuron development; brain development; animal organ morphogenesis. The record is from RefSeq and is a predicted model, not a curated record. The transcript is spliced from 9 exons.